This is a messenger RNA of Ustilago hordei, 1140 nucleotides long. RefSeq lists its product as uncharacterized. The transcript is spliced from 2 exons. Lineage: Eukaryota; Fungi; Basidiomycota; Ustilaginomycetes; Ustilaginales; Ustilaginaceae. Bases 1 to 1140 code for a protein of 379 amino acids. The record is from RefSeq and is a predicted model, not a curated record.
AUGCUUGAUCGAUAUGCUGUCAUCAACUGCAAGCUCUUUCGAGGGGCUGUUCGCAUGACCCCAGAUGCAUUCCAAGCUCUCACUUACAGACUCAGCACAACCAAUGCCUUCAGAUCAAUAUCAAGCUUUCAGUGUGUUCAGCAGCAAGUUGCAGUUGGUCUAUAUCGGCUUGGACAGUCAGGAAAUGGUGGUGGAGUUUGUGAUGUUGCAUUUGCCUGCGGUUGCAGUCGGGGCUCAGUUCAUGUGUGGACAGAUAGGACUAUUGCAGGCCUAUAUGAGCUGAACAGCGAGGUAGUAACCUUUGCAACUGAAGACGAGCGUGCUAAGGCAAAAGCAUGGGUUGCUGAUAAGAGUGGAGUCGAGGAAUGGUCUAGAGGAUGGUUGGUGGUAGAUGGUACACACAUCAAUCUUGCUUGGAAGCCAGCACUCAAUGCUUGCAAGCAUUACUCAUACAAGGGUGAUUAUACAUUCAACAUUGCCCUUGUCUUCCUCCCUCAUUCCUUGCACAUUGUCGAGUCAGUGGUUGGACAUCCUGGGUCAUCACAUGAUGUCUACACAGUUGGACUGUACAGCAACACUGCAGCUGCAAAGAGCAGAGAUCUCCACUACUUCAACUAUUCACUCUCCCACAUUCAUGUCAAGGCUGAACAUGGCAUUGCCUACCUCAAGAACUGCUUCCAAUGUCUUAUGGGAUUUCAAGGCAACCUGUAUCAAGAAGAGGACCAUGAGAAAGCUGCACAUACAGUCCAGGCUUGUAUCAUUGCACAUACAUUUGCAAGCCAUUAUGAUCGACCAGAUGAGGUGGCAGAAUACCUUAAGGCAUCAGAAACUCUAUCUGAAGCUGAGGUGCUGGAGACCACGUCAGGGAUGGAAGCAUAUCAGCAGGCUACCGAAGAUGCAAGGAUACAACAAAGGGAAAACCAGCAGCAAUAUGAACAGGAACAGGCUGCUGCCAUGGAGGGCAUGUCUCAGAACCAAGUCCAGAAGUUCAGGCAGGAGAAAGCACUGGAUCUUAGGGAGGAGAUGCUCACUGCACUCUUUGCUUCUCAUGGCUGCCCUUUUGAGGACACAACAGCAGAAUCUCAAAGGAUGGGAAUGACAACAUUGGCCUUUGCCAAAUGGCAGGAGAGACAAAACUGA